Molecule: messenger RNA, 3889 nt
Organism: Zeugodacus cucurbitae (melon fly)
Lineage: Eukaryota; Metazoa; Arthropoda; Insecta; Diptera; Tephritidae
Gene: Hmx
Product: homeobox protein Hmx
Exons: 3
Coding region: 744-2450 (568 amino acids)
Biological process (GO): regulation of transcription by RNA polymerase II
Cellular component (GO): nucleus
Molecular function (GO): RNA polymerase II transcription regulatory region sequence-specific DNA binding; DNA-binding transcription factor activity, RNA polymerase II-specific
Source: RefSeq, a predicted model, not a curated record
AUAUGCGUUGGCACAAAACCGGGGAGAACCAUUUUAGCGCAAAGACCAAAAGAAUUCCGACCAACCACCUCAGUUCUAGUUGUGCAGCGUGGCGACAAAGUAUACAAUAUACAGGUUCGCAGAGCGACUCAAACGACCGGGGGUUAAAUCGUGGAAAACAAUAAAACUAAGCGAUCGCCUAAGAACAAACAAAUAAACCAACCAGCAGCCGGACAGACACACAGUCAUAGAGACAAUCGCAUAGUCAGGCGGGCGGCGGUCGAAUGCAUGCUGUGAAACAGAACACUUUUCAUCGAGCUGCGUCGAGGACGAUGAAGUUUUGAAUUCAAAUUUUCAAUUUAAAUGCGAAGCAUAGAUGAAACGGUGAAGACGUCCUAACCAUUAUUGCGGGUAUACGAAUACGCGCGGCUAAAUAAUUGUUGUGCUAAACUGAAAGUGUUUUCCAAGUGUGUUCUUUCUGAAAUACAUUAAAAACGAAAUACUAUUUAAUAAUACGUUUACUUAACAAGAACAACUAUUUUAUGUGUAUUUUCGGUAGAAUCUUGCGAACAUAAUGAAACUCCAAAAUAUACUGCAAAUUUGUGAUUAGCUGAAGUGAUUGUGCUGAAACUUCGUUCCACGUAAAGCAAUUGAUGCAUUUCGUUUAAAACUUUGAUAAAAGUGAAAGAAAAAAAAAAAACAAAAACAACCAGUGAUACCAAGUAAUUGUAACUUUAGCUAAGAGAGUUUAUAACACAAACCAAAUGUCUUCCUCUGAGGCUGAAGUUGACAUCAGCGUAGUGUCCAGCCCGGAACCCAGUCCGGCUGGCUGUGGUAAUGGCAGCGAUACGCCUUUACGCUCAGCUUCGCCAGCGCCCUCCAACGGAAGUACGCCAACGACGACAUCAACGCCAACUACUGCCGCCGGCACACCUACUUCCAAUAGUCAUUUCCACAGCCCGACCACCACAGCUUUGUCCGCUGUACCGCCGACGGUGCUGCACCAUCACCUGCAGCAUCACCUUAGCAGCCUAAGCGGUCAUCCGGUGGCAUUGCAUCACGCUUUACACAGCUUCGGACAUCUGCAUGCGGCCUAUCCUGCUCAUCAACAGUUACUGCAACACGCAGUGGUCACACCGACGGCGGGGCAUAUGGCUAUGGCUUCUGCGGCGGUGGAUCGACUUAGUCCGCCGGCUAUGGCUGCUAUGGCGCCACAUUCGCCGGAGCGUAAUGGCAACGAUGAAGUUACUUCGUUAACGGGAAAUAAUAAUAACAACAAUAGCAAGCUUUUGAAUCACAAUAAUAAUAGCGAUAGCAAUGGCAGUAGUCAGAAUAUGGCGUUGGGCGGCCGUGGAGAGGCGUGCAACGGUUGCAGUGUUGCGGCCGGAAAUGGUAAAGUCACAACGGGCAAUGGAUUUACAAGUUUCUCCAUUUCGAGUAUUCUUAGCCGCAGUGAACCGUCGAAAAAGAGUGGCGGUAGUCAUAGCGCACAAACGCUGAUCACACCGAUACCGCAACUGCCACAGCCAGGCGUCGGUGGCCCACAAGAUGCGGCAAUGCUUUCGAGAUUGGGUUUCAUAUCACAAUGGGGUGCUCUAGCUGGUCGUUAUGCCGCGUUGUGUCCUCCAGGCUGGCCAUGGGCGCCACAACGUUUGCCUUUUCACAGUCCCACACAUGACAGUUCCUCAACCAACACAACGGAGAACCCUUCCUCACCUACGUCGCUCAGCCCAAAUCAUAUAGGAAAUAACAACAGCAGUAGCAAUAAUCACGGCAACGUUGGCAACAAUGGCCAUAGCAAUGGCAACAAAUCGCCAUCACCUCAUGGUUACAGUCACAGCCAACAACAACAUCCUCACCUGACACAUCCGCAUCAGCCGACAACGCCCACUAGCAGUAGCGGCGGCAACGCCGGACAUCCAUUGCUUAGCCACCACAAUUCGCAUUCGAAUUCCAGUUAUUUACUGCCCAGCAGUUCCAAUGAGUCGGACGACGAUGGCGAGGAGAUUAUCGAAGAAGACGACGGCAAUGAUGGACCCUCGGACGGCUCUUCGCCACAAGGAGGUGAUGCGAACCAAACGAAACGCAAGAAAAAGACUCGCACAGUGUUUUCGCGUGCGCAAGUCUUUCAGUUGGAGUCCACAUUUGAUCUGAAGCGCUACCUCAGCUCGUCGGAGCGCGCCGGCUUGGCCGCCUCACUGCGUUUAACAGAGACACAAGUGAAAAUUUGGUUUCAAAAUCGUCGCAACAAAUGGAAACGUCAGCUGGCGGCCGAAUUGGAGGCAGCCAACAUGGCGAAUAUGGCGCAUGCCGCACAACGUUUGGUGCGCGUACCAGUGCUCUACCAUGACGGCUCUGGUGCGGGAUUUGUGCCGCCACCACCUCCACAUCAUCAUCCCAUGCAGUAUUAUGCGGCGGCAGCAGCACGCAACACAAGCCCACCACGGCCACCGCUCUCUUCGUUGGUAUAGGGCGUGGGGUGCCUGGCGGCCGCAGUGGCACCUAACUGCGGGGGUUCAAUCUCGUUGUUAAAGCCGCCAUACCCCAAUCAUGUACCACCAACGCCAACACCGACAUCGCCAUCGAUGCACGAUAUGGAUGACUCGGACACGGAGGAGGAAGCCGCCAUUGAUGUGGAGGCCGAUGAGGAAGAGGAAGAGUUGUGUGUAACGCAAGCUCCGUUAGCGCACGACAAAAGGGAUUCAGCAAGCGGUGGAAGUAGUGGUACUGGUGGCAGUGUCGUGAUGCGGAAAGCGACACCAUUCGAGCUGUUGGCGAAAAGUGUCAAUUGCCUGGAGAUGCACAGCAGCGGCAGUGGCAAGGAGCUGAGUAUCAACAGUGCUGGUGGCGCCGCUAAUGACAACGGUGUCGAAAGAUCCACCACAGUGCACAAGGUGUACUAACUGAAUGCAUGAGAAGGAGGGAGGGAGGUACAGGGUUUCCCACACUCGUUGGAAGAAUCCCAAAGUGUUGUACAUUUUUAUUGAGUCAUGGUGUAGCAAAGAUUAACGGGAGCGGAAGUACAGACAAAAUUGGUUUCACAAACAAAGAAUUUCAAUUGCUUAAGUGCAGUGGGAAAGUCGCAACAAAUCUUCAGAGCUAACUGAAACGAGCUACAUUCGUGGCAGAAUGUGCGUAGAAGGUGUUGUGCAAGUUGAGUGUUUCCCUAAAAUGUUAGUGUAAAUAUGUAAACCUUAUUGUGGUAUGAAAAAACGAAAGUGCUAAAUAAGUACGGUAAUCAAUGUUCAAACGUUUAGGUUUCCAAGUAAACGAGCAACAAAGCCAUAUUAAACUAUCCAUAUAGAAUAGGAAAGAUCUUUCGCAUUUGUAAAAAGUCGUUCUCUUUCGAUUUCCUCUCUUUACUGCUAAAUUUGUAAAUAAUUGAAUGUAGGCGUGCGGCGUCUCUUUGCUCAAUAUUUGUGCUUACUAUUUAUAUAAUCUAAAAAAAAUAUUUGUGUGUAUGUAUUAUAAUUACCUAUAUACCAUUAUAAAUGUAUGUGCAAAUGUAUGUACAUUCAAACUACCAAGAGACUUAAAAAAGUCGGGAUUGUAAAAUAAUGUUUGAAUGCAAGUCCCUAUGUGCGGUUAUGUAUGUUUGUUUUGUUAGCGACAAGUUUUUUUGUUAAGCAUUGUAUAUGCGAUUAUAAAGUAUGUUCAUUAAGUCAUACAAACUAGUUGUGUAAGAAUUUAUGUCGCGUCGCAUUGUUGUAUGCAAACACGCGUGCAAAGCCAAAAAGUAGUUUACAUAUACAUAUACAUAUAAAUCUUAUAUAUAAACAUAUAAAUUAAUACUUAUUACUCUAAUUAAUACAAGUACUUAAUUACACUAAUAAUAAUUACAAACUUACAAUUGGAAUGAUUCCCAGAUAGCGUGUAGUUAAAUUAUGCCAUAAUAAAUGUUAAUAUCAUA